CGUAUUAUGUGCUAAGUUCCUAGGCUGCACAUAGCCCUGGUGCGGGGCUUGAGGGCUACAAAAGGAGGGGCGGCCGUUUACUCUAGUGCGUAAUGAUAGUACAUCCAAUAUACCUAAGGUACCUAUUCUUUCCUACGUUAAGUACCCGUCUUUCGAUAAGGUCGACACACAACACACAUGUAGGCAUCUAACUUAGUAACGGUAUAACCUACAACAGCGGAGUGUUAUGUUUAAGUACCUUAAAGGUACCUAUCUGUAGUACCUCUAGUUAUACACAGCCUUUGCCUGUACAGAUCAUAGCAGAUCGUCCCGUCUUGGGUUACCGUGGUAUCAACUUCUCACAAUCCCUCCGGGCUUGCCCUAAUCUCACUCACCGAUUCCGCGCCCACAGCCUUAGUAGCGAGUAAGCAACUAAACAAGAGAACAAAUGCCCUUCGACGACGAAGACCCAGCGCCGGUACCCCCGUCCGACCUGCCCGGGGCAGACGUAGAAGGGGAGGAUGAGGACGCCCUCGAGGAUGGAGACGGUACCCGGGACUUCCGGAUGUUCACGUCGCUGUUACAGCAGCCGGGCUCCCAAGGACGCUCACCAACGCCGGUGUCGGGCAGGACCCUGCGCCGCGGCGAGAAGGACUUCGAGGCUCACGGCACGCGCGCCCAGGAGGAGGCGCUUGAGGCCAGCCGGCAGGCGAUGCAUGACGUGCUGAGUUUCACACGCACCCACAAGCCGCGCGACUACACCCGCGCCUGGUACUUCCCCGACAAGUGGGCCGACGUACCGCCCGCUUCCGGAGACGGGGAAGGGGGGGGGGAGCGGGAGGGAGAAGGAGGGCAGCAGCGCUACGACAGGCCGGAUGACAGGGAGAAGGAGGCGGGCUUGUUCGCGAGAGAGCGCGUCGUCGCUGUCGAGGGCGAGAUCAAGGGCCCCCUAGGCCAGAACACGGGGCGCGUGGUUACGGGCGGCGCCGUCGAGAAGUACAGGCAGACGCCAGGCUGGCUUAAGACGUGGCUGCUGCCCGAGGAGGCACUGUACCUAGUCGAACGUGGGUCGUUGGGCUUGUGGUGGCCGGCGCGAGGCAUCGAGGACGUCUUUCCGGUGAAUAAAGACGGCAAGGAUGGGGACGACAAAGACAGCAGCACCGAUGGCAAACUCGAGGAUUACGAGCUGGGCAUACCGCUCAGCUUGCAGGCAGCGUAUGCGCUGCUCAUCGGCCCCGACGGGGAGAGGGGAAAGGUCAGUCUCGAGAAGUAUCAGGUUUACUCCAAUCUGCGACGGACCGGCUACAGGGUCAUGCGCGCAACGCCUCUCCCACUUCCGCAGCAACCUGAGAGACCGCCGCAGACAGUGUGGGAACGCUUAUUCUCCCUCAUCUCUGCUGGGCACUCUCAGCAAGCUCAGCGACGGGAUCCGCCGCCCUACGGGCCGCUCGUCAGGCCAGGUCUCUACCGCUCCUAUAAUCCCAUCUUUGAGCAGCUCUAUCUCGUCCAGCGGCAUAGGCCUACCCCGCGCUUUCAGCAAAUGUCUAGGCCGUCUUCACCUACCCUCACCCCCAAUUCUACCACCUCUCUGACGCCGACAGCCCCGGAACCAGAGGAGCCCUUCAAGAUUCACUACCACAUCUGGAAGAGCACUACGACCUUCUCCAAGACAAAGCCGGGGACACCCGACUUCUACAUCGCGGUGGUAAACGCGCGGACAUCUGACGUCCCGACGCUGGAGCAGCUGACCGCGCUGCUCGAGGGCUGUACACCAUGGGACCCGCCGCCACGUGACGGUAACGAGCGCCGGAACGGAGGAGGAGUGGGCCCUAUGUACCGCCGCUUAAAGCAAGGGUAUCGCAACGCGACCGUCGCCGUCGUGGACAACGGCCUCAUCAGUUACCUCAGGUUUGGGGAGGCGGCGUUCGGCGAAGAAAGGUUGUACGAGAGGUUUAGUGCCGGUGCGGGGGGUGGUGGGGGGAAGGGGAAGAAAGGUGGUAGGGGAACAAGGGGAGGGAGAGGUGGUGGUCGUGGUGGAAGAGGGAGAGGGAGAGGGGGUUAGGAGGCAAUCGAUGAGCUUUAACCGCCCAACACCCCCCAGAGAACGUAGGCGGUUGAAUCGUACACCUGCGACGCCUCGGAAUUCCCUACCACCUAUGGCCCUUAACAACGCGCCCCUUGGUUUUCCGAGCAGCACUCUGGGAAUACCUUUUCUACACGCUCUUGAAACCAUGCCAGAUCA
Molecule: messenger RNA, 2221 nt
Organism: Durotheca rogersii
Lineage: Eukaryota; Fungi; Ascomycota; Sordariomycetes; Xylariales; Xylariaceae
Exons: 2
Coding region: 428-2041 (537 amino acids)
Biological process (GO): tRNA-type intron splice site recognition and cleavage
Cellular component (GO): tRNA-intron endonuclease complex
Source: RefSeq, a predicted model, not a curated record